AUGUGCUACUACGGCGGCUGCUAUGGGGGCCUGGGCUAUGGCUAUGGCUCUGGUUAUGGCUGUGGAUGUGGCUGCUUCCGUGGCCUAGGCUAUGGCUGUGGAGGCUGUGGCUAUGGAGGGCUAGGCUAUAGAGGCUAUGGCUAUGGCUGCUGCCGUCCAUCUUGCUGUGGAAGACUCUAUCCUGAAAAUCCAUCCACUCAAGUGAAUCCUGACACCAUGUGCUACUAUGGUGGCUGCUAUGGAGGCCUGGGCUAUGGCUAUGGCUCUAGUUAUGGCUGUGGAUGUGGCUGUUUCCGUGGCCUAGGCUAUGGCUAUGGAGGCCUGGGUUGUGGAGGCUAUGGCUAUGGCUGCUGCCGUCCAUCUUGUUGUGGAAGAUAUUAUUCUUAUGGUUUCUACUGA
Messenger RNA from Sarcophilus harrisii (Tasmanian devil), 399 nucleotides. RefSeq names its product keratin-associated protein 6-2-like. Bases 1 to 399 code for a protein of 132 amino acids. The record is from RefSeq and is a predicted model, not a curated record. Lineage: Eukaryota; Metazoa; Chordata; Mammalia; Dasyuromorphia; Dasyuridae. The transcript has 2 exons.